Molecule: messenger RNA, 1634 nt
Organism: Saccostrea cuccullata (small rock oyster)
Lineage: Eukaryota; Metazoa; Mollusca; Bivalvia; Ostreida; Ostreidae
Product: putative nuclease HARBI1
Exons: 3
Coding region: 2-619 (205 amino acids)
Source: RefSeq, a predicted model, not a curated record
CAUGGUCCUAGGUUUUCCAAAUGUCCUCGGUUGCGUUGAUGGUACCUUCAUCAAAAUUCAGGCACCUUCAGAGAAUGAGCCAGAUUAUUUGAACAGAAAAGGGUACCAUUCUCUGAAUGUACAGAUGAUCUCCGAUGGUAAAUUCCGGAUUUUGAACUGUGUUGCCAAGUGGCCCGGAAGUGUACAUGACAGCCGGAUUUUCCGAGACAGUCAUAUAAGCAUUGCCUUUGAAAAUGGACAGUAUCCAGGACUACUCUUGGGGGACUCUGGAUACCCGUGCAAACCCCACCUUAUGACACCAUACCCUGUUCCUUCUAAUGAUGCAGAAGCAAGAUUCAACAACGCUCACGCUAAAACCAGAGUUGUAAUUGAGCAAACAUUUGGAAUCUUGAAGAAGAGGUUUGCGUGCCUCCAUAGCGGUUUGAGAACAACUCCUGAAAAGGCAUGCGAUAUUACUUUGGCAUGUGCAGUUUUACACAACAUUGGAAUUGAUCGUAAUGACAUACUGGAUAUUGAUGAUGGUGUAUAUGUCAACCAGGGGGAUGUUAAUCUUAAUGUAAGGGAUCAGUGGGACGGCAAAGAUGUUAGAAAUUACAUAUGCAGGUCUUUUUUUGCAUAAAGUAUUAUGUAACAACUGUAUCCCUUGUACAGUAAUCAUUAUACAUAGACAACAUUAACAUUUGAUUUUGUAUAGAGUCUAGAAAUCAUCAUACUCAUAGACUAGCAAAGAAAACAUGGUUUGAAUAGCAUGUAAAUGCAGAUAUGCAUAAUUUAUUAUGCCCAUGUACUAGUAAUCAAAGACUCAGGGGCAUAUAGAUUUUGCCCUGCCUGUCCAUCUGUCUGUCUAUUUGUCCGCCAAAACUUUAACCUCUCUCAUAAUUUUCAAUUGGUUGAAGCUGUAUUUUUCAUAUUUCCUGUGUAUUCCUUGUGAAUGGGACCAAUCUUUGAGUACCAACAAAUUUGACCUAUUGACCUAGAUUUUGGAGUUUGGCCCACUUGAUAAAAAAACUUGAACCUCGGCCAUAACUUUUUUAAUGGUUAGAGCUGGGGUUUUCACACUUCUUAUAUGUAAUUCUUAUGACAAGACCUUUCUUUAGAUAUCAACUACUAAGAUUUGAUCUUGACCUUGAAGUUUGACCUACCUCUAAAAAAACUUUAACCUUGGCCAUAACUUUUGAAUAAAUGAUGCUAGGGCUUUCAUAUUUCACAAGUAUUUCUUGUGAGAAGACCUUUACUACUUUGAGUACCAAAAUAUCCAAUUUCCAUUUGAGAAAGUUUAACCUUUGCUACAGUUUGCCAUACGGGGGCAUCAGAGUUUCACAAACUCAUCUUGUUUUAAAAUAUUUUUACUCUUGGCCUAAACCUUGGACUUUGACCUUUUACAAAAGUUGUCAUACAGGGAGCAUCAGUGUCAAACAAAUACAUCUUGCUUUUCAUUAUGUAUGCUUUACAACCUUUUUUAAGUUAUAAGUGGUAAAAAUAAAUUUAUUAUAUGCCAUUGUAAUAUAGAUUUAAGUAACAAUUUUCAGUACAAUGAUGAAACACUACUAAAAUAUUUUUGUACUGCUUAAAAAUUACAAGUAAUAUGAUAUACCAGAAAUCAAAAAAAAAAAAGAAAAGAAAAAGAAACACAA